This is a messenger RNA of Botrytis deweyae, 620 nucleotides long. RefSeq lists its product as uncharacterized. Gene Ontology annotation, biological process: DNA repair. NCBI's taxonomy places the organism in Eukaryota, Fungi, Ascomycota, Leotiomycetes, Helotiales, Sclerotiniaceae. The coding region runs from base 144 to 527 and encodes 127 amino acids. The record is from RefSeq and is a predicted model, not a curated record. Gene Ontology annotation, molecular function: methylated-DNA-[protein]-cysteine S-methyltransferase activity. The transcript has 4 exons.
CGGAGAUAUUAUAGCAAAUAAGUUUGGUUCGUCUCAAAAGCAUAAGAGAUCAAGAUUCAAAUUCAUGAAAACCACAAAGCGAAUUAAGAAGUCAAAAAUUUGCUACUCUAAAGUCUAGAGUCCCUAGAUUCGUCGGUGUGGCAAUGUCGCAAACAAGCUCUCUAUCUGAUUCAAGCAAUCUCACCAUGACAGGAAUCACAGAUUUCCAAAGAAAAGUCUACACUCUUCUCCUCCAGAUUCCUGCAGGGAAAGUCUCCUCUUACGCCUCUCUUGCCAAAGCUCUCUCAACUGCUCCUCGAGCCGUUGGAGGGGCUUUGAGACGAAAUCCUUAUGCUCCGCAGGUUCCGUGUCAUCGCAUUAUCUGUGCUGAUGGGGCAAUCGGGGGAUUCAAGGGCGAAGCGCAGAAUGCCCCGUCGGGCAUUAAUCAAAGUGAAAAGUUGGAAUUAUUGAAGAGUGAGGGAGUUGAGUUUGAUGAGAAUGGCCAAUUAAAAGAUAAAGAAAGGUGGUGGGAUGAGUUCCGUGUUUGAGUGUCACCAUAGUAUGCGCAAAAUAAUCUUCAAAACAAGGAAAGAAAAUGGAGAAGUACUUGAGGGCUAAAUGCCAUAAUAAUCAUGAUCCGA